Messenger RNA from Racocetra fulgida, 494 nucleotides. Lineage: Eukaryota; Fungi; Glomeromycota; Glomeromycetes; Diversisporales; Gigasporaceae. The record is from the annotation of a GenBank genome assembly.
UAAAGAACAAAUAAAUAAAAUCGAAGAGAGUGAAAAUGAACUACUUGAACAAAUUAGCGUGCACAUGCAAAAUAUCAAAGAUUUCGUGAGAAAUAAAGAUGCAUUUGACAAGCCGACAAAGCAAGAUCUUAUCGGUAAAGAAAUUAGGAAUGCAAGUCUUAAUCCUGAUGAUUUUAUUCCUGAAGACGAAACAUCAAUUCGUGGUAAAGUUCGAAAAUAUCAUUACAAGCUUUUUGGCGAGGAGGUAGCACUUAAGAAAUUAGAAAUUGGGUCAGGAGCAAAACAAAAAGUGCCAAAUACACUUGAACUUCAAAUUGGCAUCUUGAAAACUAUUAAUGAAUCACGGGACAUUAUUAAAUACAUCGGCCUUGUUACAAUUAAUUCUCAGAAAUUUCUCGUUACUGAAUGGGCUGAAUAUGGAACAUUGCGUGAAUAUUAUGAAAUGAAAAAUCCAGAUAUCUCUAUCAGAGCGAGACUUGCUUUGGAAAUUGCAC